Parnassius apollo (apollo) is the source of this 375-nucleotide messenger RNA. The record is from the annotation of a GenBank genome assembly. Lineage: Eukaryota; Metazoa; Arthropoda; Insecta; Lepidoptera; Papilionidae.
AUGUACUACCGGGGCGCGCAAGCUGCGAUCGUCGUCUAUGACAUAACCAAUCAGGACACAUUCGGUCGCGCGAAGAAUUGGGUGAAGGAGUUGCAGCGUCAAGCGUCACCGUCGAUCGUCAUCGCGCUGGCGGGCAACAAGAGCGACCUCGCCGCCAAGCGCAUGGUCGAAUUCGAUGAAGCGCAGGCUUAUGCCGACGAGAACGGCCUGCUCUUCAUGGAGACCAGCGCCAAGACCGCCAUGAAUGUCAACGACAUUUUCCUAGCUAUCGCGAACAAGUUACCAAAGAGCGAGAGUGGCGGCGGAGCAAGCGCCGCCGGCGCGCGGCGACUGGCGGACGGCGAGCAGCCGCGCGCCUCCUCCUGCUGCAAGUGA